AUGUUGCGCUCGCAGACUACUAGGCGACUCGCCUCGCUUGCUGCAGUCCGUCAAUGGACCUGCCCGAAAUGUCUGCCGCGACGGCUUUACUCGCAGAAGCCAGCGAAGCGUGAACCUCCUGACCACCGAAAGCUCGGCCACCAGCAGGAGCUAUUCAUCACGUCCGCCUUCAGUCCUGGGUCGCCAAUAUUCCUCCCCAAUGGCGCGCGCAUAUUCAAUCGACUUGUGGACUUUCUACGAAGGCAAUAUGUGCGAUACGGAUUCGAAGAAGUCAUCACCCCGACCAUAUACAAAAAGUCGCUAUGGGCCAAGUCCGGCCACCUCGAAAACUACGCCGAAGACAUGUACACGGUGACCGGAAACAAGCGAGCGGCGGCGCUCGAGCAUUCCGAGGGAUGCUGUGGCGAUAAAUUGACCGAAACGACCGGGGCGCAGGAGGAGGACGACAGUGAAUAUGGCCUCAAGCCUAUGAAUUGUCCUGGACAUUGUCUCAUCUUUGCGUCGAAACUACAUAGCUAUCGAGACUUACCGGUACGAUAUGCGGACUUCAGCCCCCUCCAUCGAAACGAAAUAUCAGGCGCACUGUCUGGACUCACGAGAGUCCGCCGCUUCCACCAGGAUGACGGCCACAUUUUCUGCCGCCCCAGCCAAGUCGAGGAGGAGAUUAAAAAGACGCUCGAUUUCGUGAAGGUAGUCUAUACAACUCUAAAAUUUGGCGUCAGCUAUCGGUUAGCACUGUCUACGCGACCAAAAGACCACUUUAUAGGCACAGAAGACGAAUGGAACAGAGCAGAGGAUCGUCUUCGUCGCGCCUUAGAUGCAUCAGGCAUGCCGUGGAGCCUAAACGAAGGAGACGGUGCCUUUUAUGGCCCAAAGAUCGACAUUGUGCUCAAGGAUUCCGACGGAAAAGAGCACCAGACCGCGACGGUCCAGCUUGACUUUCAGCUACCAAAACGCUUCGAGCUGGAAUACCAAGCACCUGCCCCCGAGUACGAGGCUCGUGGCGAAACCACAGAGGAUCCUGCUCUGCUGGCAGAGUAUGGCCCGGUACGGCCGGUCAUGAUUCACCGCGCUGUGCUUGGUUCUGUGGAGCGUCUUAUGGCGCUUCUCAUUGAAAACUACGACGGCAAGUGGCCGUUCUGGCUGAAUCCGAGACAAGCCAUCAUUCUCACAGUCAACACAACCAGCCCGGUAGUGGAUUGGGCUGGAAAGGUGCGUGACAUAUUGCUGGGCAAUCUUCCGGCAUCCUACACUGGGAACGAACCCCCGGUGACGGACACUGGCAUUGCCUUGUCUGGCCAAACAGGUCUGGCAGUGGAUCUGGAUACCACGGCCAGGUCCCUAGGUGCCAAGAUUAGAGAGGCGCGGAACAAUGGAUACAGCCAGAUCCUUGUCGUGGGCGAUGAAGAUGUGCAAAAUAGACAAGUCAGCCUGGGCAAGGAGCGCAUGUCGCCGGGUAACAUGAGAGAUAGGAUGAUGCAGAUGGUGGACAGGUUUGAAUAG
This is a messenger RNA of Cordyceps fumosorosea ARSEF 2679, 1503 nucleotides long. Its product is annotated as threonyl-tRNA synthetase. The transcript has a single exon. The record is from RefSeq and is a predicted model, not a curated record. NCBI's taxonomy places the organism in Eukaryota, Fungi, Ascomycota, Sordariomycetes, Hypocreales, Cordycipitaceae. Gene Ontology annotation, cellular component: cytoplasm. Gene Ontology annotation, biological process: threonyl-tRNA aminoacylation. The coding region runs from base 1 to 1503 and encodes 500 amino acids. Gene Ontology annotation, molecular function: ATP binding; threonine-tRNA ligase activity.